Sorex araneus (European shrew) is the source of this 1670-nucleotide messenger RNA. RefSeq names its product F-box protein 8 (gene FBXO8). Gene Ontology annotation, molecular function: protein binding; guanyl-nucleotide exchange factor activity. The transcript is spliced from 6 exons. The record is from RefSeq and is a predicted model, not a curated record. Bases 276 to 1235 code for a protein of 319 amino acids. NCBI's taxonomy places the organism in Eukaryota, Metazoa, Chordata, Mammalia, Eulipotyphla, Soricidae. Gene Ontology annotation, biological process: regulation of ARF protein signal transduction.
ACUCCCACAGUCGGCCGCGCUCUGGCUGCGGCGGCGUCGGCGGCGCGGAGCUCGCCCCGAGCUGCUGGCGUUCGCGCCGCGCCGCUCAUUGCCCUUGCCUCCUUUGGCGUGAUCCGGGACACCAGGAAGCGGCUCCGCCAUGGCCUGGGGCCCCGUUCCCGGCUGAACCAUUUCCUUCUUUUUCUUAUUUUGCCUCUGCUUUGGCUGAAAGCCCCCGCCCAGAAGGCCGAUUCGUCGCGGCGGCGGUGGGGAUCGCAGGUCGCUCAGGCUUGCAGAUGGGUCAGGGGCUGUGGAGAGUGGUCAGAAACCAACAGCUCCAGCAGGACGGCUACAGCGAGCAAGGCUACCUCAGCAGGGAACAGAGCAGGAGGCUGGCCUCGGGCCCCCUCCCCAGCGGCGGGCAGCGGAAGCAGGUGCAAGGGGGCAUGGAUCUCUAUCAUCUCCUCAAGGCCAGGAAGUCGAAGGAGCAGGAAGGGUUCAUCAACUUGGAAAUGCUGCCUCCCGAGCUCAGCUUCACCAUCCUCUCCUACCUGAACGCCACAGACCUCUGCUUAGCCUCUUGCGUUUGGCAGGACCUUGCCAACGACGAACUCCUCUGGCAAGGGUUGUGUAAAUCCACUUGGGGUCACUGUUCUAUAUACAAUAAGAAUCCACCUCUAGGAUUUUCUUUCAGGAAAUUGUAUAUGCAGCUGGAUGAAGGCAGCCUCACAUUCAAUGCCAAUCCAGAUGAGGGAGUGAACUACUUUAUGUCCAAGGGUAUCCUGGAUGAUUCGCCAAAGGAAAUAGCAAAGUUUAUCUUCUGUACAAGAACACUAAAUUGGAAAAAACUGAGAAUCUAUCUUGAUGAAAGGAGAGAUGUCUUGGAUGACCUCGUAACAUUGCAUAAUUUUAGAAAUCAAUUCUUACCCAAUGCACUGAGAGAAUUUUUUCGUCACAUCCAUGCCCCUGAAGAGCGUGGGGAAUAUCUUGAAACUCUUAUAACGAAGUUCUCACAUCGAUUCUGUGCUUGUAACCCUGAUUUAAUGAGAGAACUUGGCCUUAGUCCCGAUGCUGUCUAUGUACUGUGCUACUCCUUGAUCCUCCUUUCCAUAGACCUCACUAGCCCUCACGUGAAGAAUAAAAUGUCAAAGAGAGAAUUCAUCCGAAACACCCGGCGCGCUGCUCAGAACAUCAGUGAAGAUUUCGUAGGGCACCUCUAUGACAACAUCUACCUUAUCGGCCACGUGGCUGCCUAAAAGCACAAGUGCUCGGACUUUGGACUUCUGACUUCAGACGAAAGGACUCUUCCGCAGAUACGGGCUUCCCUUAGUGCUGGGCAUGCCAGCCUCUGUAUACAAUCAAGCUUGAGUGUACAACUUUUUUUUUUCCCUCUCACCGUUUUAUUUUUUAACAAUUUCCUUGGGGAACUAAAGAAUAUUGCAGAAUUAUUCUUAAUUUUGCUCAUCAUGUUUUGCACAAAGCAGAGCCAUUGUCUGCCACGGUUAUUUAAGAAUGUUAAACUGACAAGAUAGGGGAUGGUAUGUUUGUGCAUUAGAUUUGCCUGAAAAACUUUAUUCAUUUUCAUUCUUUUUUUAAAAUACCAUGUAAUGUGUACAUAUUUAACUGAAGAGAUUUAUAAUCAUAAUUAUUUUAUUGUAAAGAUUUUAACUAAAAUCUUUCAUUUUCUCUCA